Molecule: messenger RNA, 1088 nt
Organism: Photinus pyralis (common eastern firefly)
Lineage: Eukaryota; Metazoa; Arthropoda; Insecta; Coleoptera; Lampyridae
Gene: Secp43
Product: tRNA selenocysteine 1-associated protein 1
Exons: 5
Coding region: 100-984 (294 amino acids)
Molecular function (GO): RNA binding
Source: RefSeq, a predicted model, not a curated record
GUUUUGAUUUAAAAGGUUUGUGAUUCCAUAUAACCCUAAAUAUAAAACCUUCAAAGUUUAGCUUAAGUUUCAAGUACUUUUUUUAAAAUUUCAGUAAAAAUGGCAAGCAUGGUGCAUUGUCAGUUGUGGAUGGGCAGUCUGGAACCAUAUAUGACUGAAACAUUCAUUAGCACAGCAUUUAGAAAAAUGGGCGAAAAUCCACUAAAUGUCAAAGUGAUGCGAAAUAAAUUCACAGGCGAACCAGCUGGCUAUUGUUUUGUACAUUUUGCCACCGACGAAGAAGCAAUUGACGCCAUGCAUAAAUUAAAUGGUAAACCGAUCUCCGGCACAAAUCCUGUUGUCAGAUUUCGUCUGAACAAUGCCAGUAACACAGGCAGAAAUUUGGUAGAUCGUGAAUUUUCAGUGUGGGUUGGAGAUCUCAGUCCUGAUGUUGAUGAUUACAACUUGUACAGAAUUUUUUCCUCCAAGUAUAAUACAAUAAAGACUGCUAAAGUAAUUUUAGAUAACAGCGGUUUUAGUAAAGGUUACGGAUUUGUAAGGUUUGGAAGUGAAGAAGAAAUGAAAGAUGCGCUUAUGAAUAUGAAUGGAUUUGUCGGUUUGGGAUCAAAGGCACUCAAAAUUUGUAACGCCGUUCCAAAGCCCAAAGGUGCCAUUACAACAACAGGAAAUGGAACAACCCCCACAAAUACCCUUUCGACAGCUUCUACUGAUUACAGUCAAUAUUAUGAUGCAACUUAUUGGCAAAAUUAUGCCAAUUGGCAAUCGGGCUAUUAUGAUCAAGGAGACGGAUCACAGAGUGACGCUUAUGCAGACGCAAAUGCUCAUGGGGAAGGGCGAGAAGAGGACGAACUUGAAUUAAUUGAACAUUCUUUGCCAUUGGAUGUAGAUAAGGUCAAUCGGGAAACAAUGGACCAAGACAGUGCUUUAUGGGAUGCCUUGGAAAGUUCAAAAUGGAUUCCAUGUGACAUUGUUGAAACUUAUUAGCAUUCAUAAUUUUGUACCUAUGUAUUGCAGUUUAUUAUUAAUAAUUCUCAUGAACAUUAUGUAAAACUGUGCGCUUUCAAAUAUAGUCACAUUGACUCAUUUAA